GCAAUUGAUGAGGAAGUUGCUGCAAACAGCAUCUUGGAAACUUCAUCGAAUUUCUUGAAUUCCGUCAUAUCGGGUAGGAAUUUUGACAAGCGAUGGGUCAUUGAUACUGUAUCCAUCAUCAUAUAUGCGCGCAAUCGGGCCUCUUCUAUACUUUUCGAAGGGCUUUCCAAUAUACUUACUGCCGCUCAUGAGAUUGAUCGUGCUGUUAUUCUGUCAUCAUUCUAGUUUAUCUCAAAGGUUGUACUUCGCUGUCGCUCAUCGGAAUCUGCAAAGCCUUUGCCGAUAAUCUGUCAUCUCAUUGAGCUGGCUGGAUGUAGCGCGGCUGAGAAAAUUCGAGCACGUUGGUCUUUUGCUUCAGUGUAUGCUUUAUGCUGACGCGGAAUUGAAAGAAAAGGAAAGAAUGGAAGUUGCUGAGGAGGACAUAACAGUGCAGAAUCAAGGGCUUGAUGAUUGUCAUAAAUUGGGGAACUGUUCUUGCAGAGAGGCGUAUAGAGUACACGCAACAGCAAUUCGUGCUUUGUGUCAAUUACCAAUGAGUGAUGAACCUCAUGUUGACAAAGACAACAAAGAGUUCUUUCCUAGUGACUUGAUAUUCGACUCAUUGCGCGAUUAUGCUGCUGAAGUUCGAGAAGCGCUGCAGUCAUUUGUCUUUCGCAUCGAGCUUGAAAUUGAUCGUUUCAUAGAAUUUCUUGAAAAGAAGGAUGACUGCGAGUUACUCAAAGCUCUCGUCCAACAUUUGAUCACAUCGACCUUUAUACGCUCGUUCAGUGAUGACUCUCGGUUGCGGUUUCUGCGUUCACUAAUGACUGAACGGAGCUGCCCUGCAUGUGUCUGCGACGUAUCCUGCGGCCAUAUACCCACGUCUACGCGGCGACUGAGCUGGAGAGCGUGAAGACAUGCCGAAAGUCUACGUUACGCAAACGGCGCAUAAUACAGUCGGAUUAUGCAUCUCCAAGUUGACUUCCAAACUUCUGUCCUUCCCUUUCCAUUUUUUCUAAUAAGGCGGCCGACUACGGCCCUAACCAGCCGUAAGUGGACAGAGCAGAUCCUGUUACGCGUGCCUCAAUGCUGCCCCUUGCGUUAAAACGGAAAGGCGCUUUGCAAAGUAUAAGAGACCUCGGUUUUGAUUUAUACAAAUAACAUAUUUUGGAUGAUAUUAAUAACCAUGUUUGCCAAAGUAUACAUGCAACUAACGGUAUUCAUACCAGUGCUGGACUAUAGACUGCACAGGUUACGAAUGCCACUAAUCCUUCGUCCUUAUUUGGCUGACAUAAUCUUUCAAUUAGUAGGUCGUCCCGAAAAUUUGUCGGUUUUUUCUCACUAUAAGAC
Molecule: messenger RNA, 1329 nt
Organism: Cylicocyclus nassatus
Lineage: Eukaryota; Metazoa; Nematoda; Chromadorea; Rhabditida; Strongylidae
Source: the annotation of a GenBank genome assembly